AAAGACGUAAACACUAAACCACUCUGAAAUUAGUGCUAUGUUUCCAUUUUAUUUUGAUCAUUCUUAUCAAUACAACAGCAAAAGUGCUUCGUAUACAUUAUACAGUUCCUCAAGUUAUUAGAAGAGAAAUUCAUUGGAAACGAAUUGGGCGUACUCAUGGCGUCUGGUUUCCAAUACACUUUAACAAACGACGAAGAUAGUGGAAUCAGCGAAGCCUUUCCUCGUUCCAUUCAAAUCGCUAGUUUACCGGAGCCUUUGUACGAUCCCACGCUUAGUGAUUACAACAUAUCCGAUUUCAACCGUUCGGUGAGUUCGAAUUUGAACCCUAAUGCUGUAUCAUUCGAACCGAAACAGUUCCAUAUAAACGAAGGCCUUCAAACCAACUGCCAGCCAUAUCACCCAUAUCAGUAUCAAUGCGACGAAUUAAAUGGAGGUUUGGAAUUGCAACCGAUCGUAGAGAUAAACCAAAAUUUUAUGCCGAGCUUAGUUUUUGAUUCAUCUGUAAACAAUGUAACCGAUUUAGGGUUAGAAGUGAGUGGGAAUUCCGGUAGAAAUGCGCCAGCUCAAAGGAAAAAUAGCCAUUUACGUAUCAGCGAGCUGAUGAAAAACCAAUUGGAAUCAACGUCGCACGAACCAGAGAAAUCUCUUAGUAGAAGUAACAGCAGAAGGAAUCGAACGAAUAAAGAUGCAAGAGAAAAACAUAGCCCAGAUGAUACAGGAAAGAGAGGAUUUGAUAAUAAUGAUCGUCGAAGAGUAGGAAGAUCGUCAUACUAUUCUGAAGAAAUCAACCGAUCUAAUGAAGAUAACUUGGAUGAUUUCAAACCGAGGAGAGAGCCCCGCCGGUCGAUCAAUUCGAAGAACGAAGAACACAGGACCGUUGUAAGGGAGAAAUCGUUUAGAAAACGUUCCGAGAGGACUCCGAGAACCGAACCAUCCGAUUGGAAAGAAGAAGAAGACUAUACUAAAUACAAACCGAAACGGUACAGUUCGAUGCGCGGCCAUCGAGUCUCCGCAGAAAUCGUCAGCCCCAACGAGUUUCCCAAAUACAGAGAUCUCAAAUUAGAAAGAAACGACGAUCGAAGAGAGACCCCGAUCAAACGAACGUCUCUCGACGGGUUAUCCAGCCAACGCAACAUCGCCGGCCUAUUCAGCGACGAUUCGCUCCGAGAGAACGCCGAGUUCAACGAAUUCGUCCGGGAAAACGAGGAAUUCCUGCUGGAAUACUCCAACAACAAAGACCGCCGUUGGGCGAUCAGGAACUUCAACAAAAACAUCACGCACAGGAGGGUGGUAGACAGAGAAAUGGAUUUGUUCCAGUUGCCGGCCAAGUACUCGCUGGCCCAUUGCGUAUCGGAGGAUUUCCGGAUGAGCCGUGGAGUAGCUGUGACGUUUCGAAAUACCUUCGGAUCGACCGACGAGCUGCUGGAACAAUGCCAAACUGCCGGCGGACUCGCGGUGUUGAAUAAUGGCGAACGAUUCGUGUAUUAUUUGGUAACGAAGAGGUUAUCCAAUCACAAACCGACCUACAGCGAUAUGUGGCGUUCGAUAGCUCUCCUGAGGGAUCACGUUCGAGCGAAUAGCGUGAGAUUCUUAGGUAUACCGACGUUGGGAUGCGGUCUGGAUAAAUUGGAUUGGCCCGUGGUGCAGUGUAUAAUAGAAUAUCUGUUCCGAAACGUGGAUGUGGAAAUUGUGUGUUGUAAAUUCCGUAAAGCGGAGGACGAUGUCGAGCAAAUGUCUUGCAGCAGUAUAGCCAGUAACGACGAUUCGUUUGAUAGAAGGUUGGGUAACUUCGAGGAGCGCAUAGGAGUUUCCACUUGCACGGAGAGCUUGACCAAUUUGGAGUCUAUUAGGGCUGUUAUAUUGUGUUUCGGUUCGAGCGAUGGUCGAGCGACGGAUGAGAUGAGGGAGUUGGAUAAGAAAUAUAACUUUUUGCAUGCGUUUAAAUCGAAGCGAAAGGAUUUAGGGAGCGUUUUGAUGUACGAAACGGGCGGGCAUUGUAUUUGUUGUUGUAUUACGAUGAAAUACGCGGGCCACAAAUUCGAUUUUGUGAGUUUUAAAAGGUGUAUAAUUGAAAUUAAUAGGAUCACCGAAAGCGGUGGAUAUACCGGUUUAGUUAUGAAUUAUGUUAGUGCUAGGAGAGGUUUUUUGUUACAUAAUAAGAUUAUUACUAUGUUAACGCAUUUUUUGGAGAACGUGAAUGUUUAUGUAUACAGAGGGGAACAGGAUAAUGAAAUUUAAAUAUAUUGCAAUAA
This is a messenger RNA of Phyllotreta striolata, 2252 nucleotides long. The record is from the annotation of a GenBank genome assembly. Lineage: Eukaryota; Metazoa; Arthropoda; Insecta; Coleoptera; Chrysomelidae.